Brettanomyces bruxellensis is the source of this 1029-nucleotide messenger RNA. RefSeq lists its product as uncharacterized. The record is from RefSeq and is a predicted model, not a curated record. Lineage: Eukaryota; Fungi; Ascomycota; Pichiomycetes; Pichiales; Pichiaceae. The transcript has a single exon. Bases 1 to 1029 code for a protein of 342 amino acids.
AUGUACUCAAAAUAUGCAAUAUUUAACAGACAAGGUGUCCGAAGUAAAGUAUUUAUCAGAACAUUAAUCGACAUACCAGAAGUAAAGGUUCAUAUUAACCAUAAUUCUAAAGAAAGGUGGAAGUUCAAUUUGCAAAAUAAUAUCCAAAGCGUUCACGUUCACAAGAUUCCAAUCUUUGUUGGAAGAUCGAAUGCAAAGACCAGGCCCGAAGCAGUAUUACAAUAUAAUCUAGAUACAGCCCUAUCGAAAAUAUGUGCCUAUUUGAAAAUAAAGCAUAUGGAAAAGAAAACGACAGGCUUUCAAAGUGUUGAAUUAAUACACUAUAAACCACCAACCGAUACAUUAGAAGAUAUACGUCCGAUAUUGAAUAUUCCGAAAUUCACCUUCAAUGUUAAAGACUACCCUAUUAGCGAAGAAGAAUUAAAAAAUGCGAAGUGGAAGUUACCGAAUAAUGUUUUUGAUUCAGUAAAUAAUACAACUCCUUUAUGCAAGAAGCCAGAGGAUUUGAAGGGUGUGGACACAACUCUAUUUAGAUUCGCAAUGCUGUACGGGGCUGCAAGAUCCCCGUAUGCUUACAGAUGUCCAUACUUUUUUGUUCGAUACUGGCCCUCGUAUCAUUUCAUGGCAAGAAUAAGGAAGUCUCGUCCGGCGUGCCACAUCACAUUUGGAGAUCCUGCACUUUUGAAUAUUUCAGGGUUGAAAAGCAAGUCAGUUGGAGACAUGGAAAGCAGUGUUCGACCAUUCAAACUUUCUGUCUAUAGAGCAAGAUUCCGCAAAAUUUUAAGAAAGCAAUUCAUGAAAUGUUUUUCCCAUGAUGAAAUUCUUAUGAAAUAUUGGGAUGGAUUAUAUUGGUUUAGCUCGCAGACCUAUCCAAGAACCAAGGAGCAAUUGGAGGAAUUCAAUAGGCAUGUCGGCCUGGCUCUAGAACAAGUCAAGAGAUUGAACAGAAGUACGUUAGAAAAGCGUGCCCGGAAUGUAAACGAAAGCAUACCAUGGACUAAGUUCAAAAGACAGUUAGCACAGUUAUAA